Ictalurus furcatus (blue catfish) is the source of this 1856-nucleotide messenger RNA. RefSeq names its product tripartite motif-containing protein 16-like protein. The transcript has 5 exons. The coding region runs from base 14 to 1417 and encodes 467 amino acids. The record is from RefSeq and is a predicted model, not a curated record. Gene Ontology annotation, molecular function: protein binding. Lineage: Eukaryota; Metazoa; Chordata; Actinopteri; Siluriformes; Ictaluridae.
UUAGUCCAUAAAAAUGGCAGAGGCUGGUAUUUCAGUAGAAAAGGAUCAGUUCAGCUGUCCAGUGUGUCUGGAUCUCCUGAAGGAUCCAGUGACUACUCCCUGUGGCCACAAUUUCUGCAAGGUCUGUAUUAAUCGCUUCUGGGAUCAGGAGGAUCUGAAGGGCGUCUACAGCUGCCCCCCUUGUAGAGAGACUUUCACUCCAAGGCCUGUUCUACGCAGGAAUAACAUGCUGGCUGAAGUGGUGGAGAAACUGAAAAAGACUGAACUCCAAGCUGUUUUUCCUGCUCACUGUUACGCUGGACCUGGAGAUGUGGAGUGUGAUUCCUGCAUUGGGAGAAAACGCAAAGCCAUAAAUUCCUGUCUGGUGUGUCAGGCCUCCUAUUGUGAAGAUCAUCUUAAACCUCACUUUCAGUCUCCUGCCUUUAAGAAGCACAAGUUUGUUGAAGCCUGUGCAGAGCUCCAAGAGAAGAUCUGCUCUGAGCAUGACAAACUAAACAAGAGCUACUGUCGUACUGACCAAAGCUUUUAUUUGUGUAUGAUGGAUGAACACAGAUGCCAUGAUACUGGUUCAACUAAACUGAAUGAGCUACAGGAGGAGCAGAUGAAAUCUCAGCAGAGGAUCCAGGAGAAGCAGAAGAAGGUGCAGGAGCUGAAACAGACUGUGGACGCUAUCAACAGUUUCCCGUCUCUCUGUGUUUCUCCUGGAUCUGAGGACUCACCCAGCUUCACUGUCCAUCAACAUCUCUCAUUUGAUGGAGUGAGGAAAUCUCUCUCAGAGCUGAAGCAAGAUGAGGAAAUGUGUGAGGAGGAAUUCAACCAAAUCUGUCCACAAGUUGCAGCAGUUCAGAUGAUUUUAUCCUCAGAACCGAAGAGCAGAGAAGAUUUUUUGCAGUAUUUCUGUUAUCUGACUCUGGAUCCCAACACGGCACACCGUCAACUCAUUCUAUCUGAAGAGAACAGAGCAGUGUCACACAGUAGGAAAGAACAGCGAUGUUCUAAUCAUCCAGAGAGAUUUGACUCCAGGACUCAGGUGUUGUGUAAGGAGAGUGUGUGUGGACGCUGUUACUGGGAGGUGGAGUGGAGCGGUGGAGUGUCCAUAUCAGUCUCGUAUAAAGAGAUCAGCAGGAAAGGAGGGGGUAAUGAGUGUGGGUUUGGAUACAACAGUCAGUCCUGGAGUCUGCGUUGUUCUUCUUCCUCUGUCUCUUUCCGGCACAACAAAAUUAACACUGAGCUCCGAGGUCCAGCGUCCUCCAGAAUAGGAGUGUAUGUGGAUCACAGUGCAAGAACUCUGUCCUUCUACAGCAUCUCUGACACGAUGAGGCUCCUCCACAGUGUCCACACCACAUUCACUCAGACUGUAUAUGCUGGGUUCAGGAUAUGGUAUAACUCAGCUGUGAGGUUAUUUGAUCCAAAAUGAAAUGUUAGUAAAAGUGUUUAGAAAAAUUAAAACUGAGGUAUCAGAUUUAAAUUUGCCCUGAGCUAAAAUGACACUUUUGUGUGCUCAAAAUUUAAUGCUAAUAAAUUAAUAAUAAUAUUUUUUUUUCUUGCUUUAACUUUUCUAUAAUUUAAAAAGUUACAUAAAUAAUCUCUUAAUACAGAAUGUAGGAUGUUUAGAGAAAAAAUGAGAAAUGUAUCAAGCAUGCUAUUUACCUGUAAACACAAAUUAAUUUGUACUGUUUAUAUAAACUUUAUUGUACUGUUAUUGUACUGUUAUGUGAUUUACAAUGUCUCAAAAAAAUUCUGCUUUUCUUUGGCUAAGACUGUUUCACCUUUCAGCAUUUUCUGGUGAAGGGUUGGGUUCAAAUACAGCACACUCUGCAAAAAAAUUAUACUUACUAAUAAAAAAGAAAUAUAUA